Messenger RNA from Staurois parvus, 305 nucleotides. NCBI's taxonomy places the organism in Eukaryota, Metazoa, Chordata, Amphibia, Anura, Ranidae. The record is from the annotation of a GenBank genome assembly.
UUUCAGUACCAAAAGCAGUAACCCCGAGCUACACUCGGGCUUACCAUGCGGCGUUGCAUAGGGAUUCCCUACAGCGCUUACCUUGUCCUUCGCUCCCCUGAUGCGUCCCCUGCAGCGUCCCCGGCCAUCUCCUCCGGCCGAUGCCGGCAUCUGGCUUCCGUGUUCCGGUCCCUGUGACGUCGGGACGUACAGGCGCCGGAACCGGUGGCAAAUGUGAAAAUUUAAAAAAAAAUUUAAUUUUUAAUAAAACGAUUAUUUCAUAUGCUUUGUCCUGUGCCCUGCCUGCAUUUUUACUGUUCUUUCUG